Molecule: messenger RNA, 1030 nt
Organism: Polypterus senegalus (gray bichir)
Lineage: Eukaryota; Metazoa; Chordata; Cladistia; Polypteriformes; Polypteridae
Gene: trarg1a
Product: trafficking regulator of GLUT4 (SLC2A4) 1a
Exons: 3
Coding region: 435-968 (177 amino acids)
Cellular component (GO): membrane
Source: RefSeq, a predicted model, not a curated record
GUUCUGUCCUCACUCUCGGCGGGCGCUCUGUUUCCCAGCUCUCGUCCCACCCCCCCUCCUCCACCAUCUCUCCCUUCCUCUCUGUUCGUCUCUCCAGUUUCAUUUCGCUGACUCGUCCCGGCAUCACCACCUGCCCGAGGAGGGUCCAGGGCGCCCCGGAGUGCACGGCAGGGCAGCAUCCCUCGGCUCCGCUACUCCCCCGCUCCUACCGCCUUCCAGAGGGAUUUCCCUGCACAAACGCCGCGGGACCCAGGCUGUCACGCAAACACCCUCCGGACUGGUUGUGCGGCUCAGGGGACCCUCGAGCACUAUGAGGCACGUUACGUAAGUCUGGGAGCAGCUCUGCGGCGCGCACAUCCCUCCUUCUCCAGGGUCUCGUUUGCUUUUAGUAGUCACCGAGCCCAGCGGUGGUUCAUCACGGAGUUCGUCUGACAAUGGCCAUCAACACGGACGCGCAUUUUGAGAAAGAAAGUCUCGGGGGCGGUGGCUCGAGCCUCCCCACCGACUCUCAGGAAACGGACAAACUUUUAAACGCUGCUUCUGAGGCGAAAGGCGAAAACGGUCUCAAGUCGCCCGACUCGUAUUCGGUCAGCAUGCAAGAGUCGGACCAGAAUGGACACGGCAUGCAGUUCAGGUCCAGCUCCUCGGGGCAGCUCGGGGACCCCCAGCUGUCUCCAUCCAGAGUGAGCUUGGCGCGGGCAUCGUCCAGCGGGAACACGGCGCAGGAAAAUCAAAGACCCAGGGACUACCUGAUUCUGGCCAUCCUGUCGUGCUUCUGUCCGAUUUGGCCCGUCAACAUCGUUGGGCUCGUCUACUCCAUUAUGUCCAGGUACAGCUUGCAGCAGGGUGAUGUGGAUGGUGCACGGAGGCUGGGACUGCUUGCCAGACUUCUGAGCAUCGUUUCCAUAGUGCUUGGAAUCAUCAUCAUUACUCUUUACAUCGUCCUGAAUUUCACAGUGUACAAGUAAAUCCAGAGAAAAGGUCAGAAGCCUUGGAACUAAUACAGUCUUUCUCCUAUAUAUAAAAAAAA